CAAAGCAAACACCGUAAUUCAGAGGAGGAAGCAGGUGGCCCGGAGAGAGCAGCCCCGAGUCCCGGGUCACACGGGGGGAGGGGGGGAGAGGGGGAGGGAGAGGCAGCCGCCGAGCCAGAAGAGGAGGCGGCGCUCCGGCCCGCCGCGGACCAGAGGCACCUUCCCGGGUCGCCCCUUCCCCAGGCCAGGCCCGGCCACGCCCCGCCCCGCCCCGCCCCGCCCCUGGCUCCCUACCUGGCUCUCCCCCCUCCCCCCACAAGGGAAGCACCUUUGGUCCUCUGGACCGAGGAAAGCAGAUCGAAGACGGGAAGAGGAGCUCGACAGCAGGACUGCGGGCGCCAUCAGAUUCCUGCCGCGGUGGGAGCCCCAGCAGGUUCCAGGGAGCGAGCCGACCCGGGGCCGCACCUCUUCCGCUGCUCGGCCAACGGGACUGUGCCCCGGUGUCCUCCGCGCCCUCCCCGCAGCAAGCGGCCGGUCUCAGACUACAGCAGACCGGGGUCUCUCCCAGAGGACAGGGCUCCCCGGGAGGCCCCGAAGCCACCUAUUUCCCAAGGCCAGGGAGCGGGCACCUCAGAGAGCCUGGGAUUCUGUCCUCAGGGGACAAAGCAGGAGGCCCCGUGCUGAGUGGGGCCAGGAAGGCGGUGGGAAGCUCCCAGCCCCGGGCCGCAGCGUGGGCUGAAUUCUCGGCACUGUCCAGGCCCCCGGAGCCAAGCCAUGAAGAAGAAGCUGGUGGUGGGGCUGAUCGUCCUGGUCACUGUGGUCGUGGUUGCUCUGAUCCUGGGGCUCAACCUGGGCCUGAGAGGCAAAGGAGCGCUUUCCCAUGUGUACCGGCGGGCGGCUGUGGCCGCAGACGCCGAGCGGUGCUCAGAGAUAGGGAGGGACGCGCUGCAGGACGGCGGCUCGGCGGUGGACGCGGCCAUCGCGGCUCUGCUCUGCAUGGGCCUCAUGAACGCCCACAGCAUGGGCAUCGGCGGGGGCCUCUUCUUCACCAUCUACAAUAGCAGCACUGAGAAAGUCGAAAUCAUCAAUGCCAGAGAGGUGGCCCCCCGCCGGGCCUUUCUCCAUAUGUUCAAUACCUCGGAGCAGUCCCAGAAAGGUGAGUGGGCAGCGGGCGGCCGUUCCGGGUGGGCCUAGGGCUGUGCCGGGGACGGGUCGGAGAAUUCAGAAGUGGGGGCGCCCUUAGGCUUAGGGCACCAAGAUCCCUGAUGUGGAUGCCCGUGCUGCGAUCAUGAGGGGACACACGCGUGCACAGCGCCCCCACGCACAGCAGUGCACCACUCUCGGGCACAAACAGCAGUGCACCACGCGCGGGCACAAACACACGUGCAUGCUCGCACAAACCUAUUUUCCACCAUAUGCAGGUGCACCACAUAUGCACACAGUGCUCACAGUGGGACCGUUCAGCUCUCAGGAUCUUCUUCAUGGCCCCCUUUGGCGUUUUCUCCCCCUUCUCCCCAGGCUGUGUGCCCCUUCCCAGCCUCAGGGAGAUUUUCAUUGUACAAAGAAGGAAACAAUGUCACAUUCAGCUCAGUUCAAAUCAGUGAGCAUGUAUUAAGCGCCUGCUGUGUAUGUUCUGAGCACUGUGCUAGGCACAGAGGACACAUGGACAAGUGAAGCCAGAUCUGUCCACAUGUGUCAGGCAGGGCUUCCCCUCCCUUUCCCCUCCCCCCCACUCCCCCGCUCUCCCCAGCAGCCCUGGAAGGUCACCCUAAGGACCCAACUACAAAGACGCGUCCACGGCUUCUGAGGCUUCAGGAUCUCUGAGACCCUCCGAGUGUCUGAAAGCUGUGAAUAAUUAGGCUUUGGAGGAAUUCAGUGGGGGAAGUGGGGCUUCGGGAACAGAAA
This is a messenger RNA of Sarcophilus harrisii (Tasmanian devil), 1845 nucleotides long. Its product is annotated as glutathione hydrolase 1 proenzyme. The transcript is spliced from 6 exons. Gene Ontology annotation, cellular component: plasma membrane. Gene Ontology annotation, biological process: regulation of immune system process; peptide modification; regulation of inflammatory response. Lineage: Eukaryota; Metazoa; Chordata; Mammalia; Dasyuromorphia; Dasyuridae. Bases 715 to 1134 code for a protein of 139 amino acids. Gene Ontology annotation, molecular function: glutathione gamma-glutamate hydrolase. The record is from RefSeq and is a predicted model, not a curated record.